AGUGUUGCUCGUCAGUUCUCUUUUCCACUUUUUCUUAUUAAUAUAAAAAGCAAGUCAAGUCACGAUGCUGCUGAGUAUUGCGUGUCUCCAAGUCAAUGAUGCUACUUCGACCAAAAAAAGAAAGAAAAAGUCAUGAUGCCGCGGAAAUUACGCGUGCAAUGAUUAUUCUUUCCGUGGCAUGGCUCACAGCGGUUCGAUUAGCAUGGAGAGCUUUGGACCGUUGGAUGGCAAGAACUCGAUUGUUCGAGCACGCAUAUAAAAGAAUUUCGCGUGUUGGUAAAUCCUACUUCAAAGGCUGAAAAUCGGUGGAGAUACCAGGGUUGUGUUGUUUGAGCACUCCUCAGAUCUGGACCGUGAAGGCUGGCUUUCUUUUAAGGCUCUGCUUGAUCAAUCUCUUAUUUUAUAACAGAAUGAGAAUCUCGUUGGUCAAUCACUCCAUGAUGUACUUCCAAUCAAGAAAAAGGAAAAUGUUCUUUCCGUUCUCUUCCUGUCUCUCCAAUUCCUUUGUUUUCUCGUCACUUCAUUUCCCUUCGUCACUUCAUUUCCCUUUCAACUUAAAUUGCCAAUCGCAUUGUAAAAGAAAAAAACCCACUCACUCAGAAGAUCCGAAUUCCGGGGUGUCUUCCUCAUUGACUGCUCCGCAUGGAAGAGAUCAUGAAAGGGGAGACGAAUUGCCGAAAGGGAAUACCUACGAAGUGUUCUUGAGCUUUAGAGGGAUAGACACACGCAAAAAUUUCACCGACUAUCUCUAUACUAGUCUUACCGAUGCAGGAAUUCAUGUGUUCAGAGACGACAAUGAGCUCUGUGUUGGUGAGGAGAUUGGUCCAGAGCUUCUCUGCAACAUUACGCAGUCCACGAUCUCUAUCCCAAUUAUUUCCGAGAACUAUGUUUCCAGCAAAUGGUGCCUUCGUGAGUUGGUUCAAAUGUUAGAGUGCAAGAGGAGUAAAGAGCAAAUAGUGUUGCCCAUAUUUUACAAAGUGGAACCCUCACAAGUGCGACAUCCUACAGGGAGAUUGAGAGAAGCUAUCGAUGCACAUAAAAAGAAUAUGGAGGAAACGGUUGUGAAGGAAUGGGAAGAAGCACUCAAAGAAGUUAGCUCCUUGAAAGGAUGGGAAUCGGAGAAAAUUGAUAAUGGGCAUGAAGGAGCAUUGGUCAAAAUUGUUGUCACAAAAGUUCUAAGUGAGUUAAAAGGAGCAUUUCAGCUAAUUGUUCCCCAACAGUUGGUUGGGAUUGAUGAUUGUAUCGAACAUAUUAUGAGCUUGAUAGAUGCUAAAUUCAAUGGUACAUUGAUUAUCGGAAUUUAUGGAAUGGGUGGCAUCGGUAAAACGACUCUUGCGAAGGUAUUAUACAACAAGUUCUUUGGUCAGUUUAAGCAUCAUCACUUCGUGGCAGAUUGUCGAGAAGCAUACCAGCGCGAGGGUAUUAAAUGCCUACAGAAGCAGCUCAUAUCUAGCCUAGGAAGUCCAUGUAAUGUGUCUAAUGUGGACGAGGGGAUCCGUCUCAUCAAAUCUCAAUUUGCACAUAAGAAAGCACUCAUUUUUCUUGAUGAUAUAGAUGAUAGUGCUCACUUGAAAUAUUUGGUCGACCGUGAUUGGUUUAAAGUAGGAAGUAUAGUCAUCAUAACAACCAGAAACAAGGAUGUUCUUGGCCAAGCUAGUGUAGAUCACAUGUACCCACUCAAAGAGUUGUCUUUAGAUCAAUCAUUGAUUUUAUUUAGUAGACAUGCAUUUCAAAAGGAUUCUCCUCCAAGUGAUUAUGAAGAUAUCUCUCGUGAUGUCGUAUCUACUACUGGGGGGCUCCCAUUAGCUCUAGAAGUUAUAGGUUCAUUCUUAUGUAGAAAGAGAGAAAACGUAUGGAAAGAUACGUUGAAAAAAUUAAAGAAAGUGCCCCAUGAGAAAGUGCGAGAGAAGUUGAAAAUAAGUUACAAAGCAUUAGAGUAUGAGGACCAACAAAUAUUUUUGGAUAUCGCAUGCCUCUUCAUUGGAUCAUGUAAACAAAAUCCAACUUAUAUGUGGGAUGCUUGUGAUUUUUUCCCCAAGAAGGGGAUUGAAGUAUUAUGUCUUAUGUCCCUAAUUAAAAUUGGCGGAAAUGGAAGGCUAUUGAUGCAUGAUCAAUUGAGAGAUCUCGGAAGGGAAAUUGUUCGUAUGGAAAAUCCAAAGGAGCCUCAAGAGCGUAGCAGAUUGUGCAUCUAUGAGGAAGCCCUAGAUGUGCUUGACAAUUGCGAGGUAUGAGUUUUCUCUACUUUU
Eucalyptus grandis is the source of this 2246-nucleotide messenger RNA. RefSeq names its product disease resistance protein RUN1-like. The coding region runs from base 411 to 2231 and encodes 606 amino acids. The transcript is spliced from 3 exons. Gene Ontology annotation, biological process: signal transduction; defense response. The record is from RefSeq and is a predicted model, not a curated record. NCBI's taxonomy places the organism in Eukaryota, Viridiplantae, Streptophyta, Magnoliopsida, Myrtales, Myrtaceae. Gene Ontology annotation, molecular function: ADP binding.